Messenger RNA from Panicum virgatum (switchgrass), 3317 nucleotides. RefSeq names its product serine/arginine repetitive matrix protein 2-like. NCBI's taxonomy places the organism in Eukaryota, Viridiplantae, Streptophyta, Magnoliopsida, Poales, Poaceae. The transcript has 3 exons. The record is from RefSeq and is a predicted model, not a curated record. The coding region runs from base 183 to 1745 and encodes 520 amino acids.
AUUCCUCCCAAAUCCCUGCUAUCCCUAGUCUUGAUUCCCUCUGAUUCUUCUCCAAUUUAUAUCAAUACUCUUGUUAUUCAGAUUUGGAGGUCUAGGACUAUAACAAUUGGUAAUCCGAGCCUUGUUCUUCUCUACCCAUUUUUUUCCCCAAUCCCACCUUCCUCUCCACCGGAUCGAGCGCCAUGGCUUCCACGCCUUCCACCGCCACGAACUCUGAGUCUGCCGCCAUCGAUGCCCUUUCCGAGCGAAUGGAUCGGAUGUUAUGGAGGAUGGAGGAGACGCUAGCGCGGAUGAGUAGCGCUCCUGCGACCGUCGCGUCCGCGACCGCGGCACGGGUUCCUUCAUCGACCUCGUCGCUGGCGCCCCCGACUUCGCCCGUGGCGCUUGACGUUUCUGAGACAGGGUCGUCGGCUUCCUCAGCUUUACCAUCUUCGCGGGCAUCCCCAACUCCGCUUGCUGCGCUGGCCACCAACUCGCCCUCGCCGACGGCUUCGACGACCUCCGCCCCGACCACGAUGGCCACGACAUCAGCUGCGUCGCCCACGCCUGCAGCACCCUCGGCCACGUCCACGGCUGUGCCGCCCACGCCGGUAGCGUCCUCGGCCGUGUCCACGACAACUUCGCGGAAGUUCUUCGCCCCGACGCCGGCCACGACCCCUUCAUCAGCGCGCGACACCACCGUGAUGCCAACAACAUGCGUGCCGACGACCGCGUCGACUCCACCCACCACCGCGGUCGCCAUCUCAUUUCGGCUUCCGAUGCCGCCAUUCCUCGCCGCGCAGAAAAAGAUCGCCAAGAGGAUGAGGAGAGAGCAGUGCCUACGCACAGCCGCCUUCGGGGUUGUGGGUGCCACACAGGAGGCGCGCACUUCUGCCGCAGCCAUGCGAUGCCGAGCGGGUGCGUCCGUUCGUCGACUUCGCCGCCCGCGCCACCACGGUUGUCUUCGUCCACGACGAAGAGGGUCUGGAGCGCUUGGUCCUCGAGUUCGAGCAAGACGCCGUCGUCUCUGUCGACAUCGCCGCGGAGAUGGCCGCGGAGAUGGCGUGCUUCGCCUUUGGGUUCGACCGGGACGCGCUCGUCUCCGUCGAUACAGCCAUGGACAUGGCGUACGACGCCCUCAAGCUUUGCAGUUGCGUCGUGCCCGCACGGUCGCCUCCAUGGACACGAACUCCAAGCUGCUGGGUCUACGGCCUCGGCCACGGAGACGUGCUCUGCGUCACGGGCAUCGCCGCUUGCGUCGGCGCCGUCGUCAGAAUCAGAGGAGACGGCGCGCCUCGACGCCAUCGCCUGCUUGCGCAGGCUGUCAGCCUUGCCCGACAAGCUCUAUGGCAUCGCCCUUGAGAUGCACAACGACUCCACCAGCUAGCACUGCGUACCAGGAUACAGGCUCUGUUGUGGAUUGGAGCACACAAGCUAUUCUCUCCAGGAAUGCCCCGAAGGUGUUCGACGCAAUGCUGAGCCAUCCACUGUUCGUCUUCUGGUUCAGUGCUGCGACAUCUGUUAUGCUGCUCCACGCCGUUGCCACAGACCAGGACGCCACAUAUUCCUCAGUGUCUCUCUGUGCCGAUAAGCCUGCCUCCAUGGAUCAGUCUCGGAAGGCUUAUCUCAAGUAUGGGGAGACAUCUCAGUCAGCUGGACACAAAGUUCUACACCAGGCUGUAUCUGCAUGGUUUCAACUUCAUUCAGAACCAUUUAUCAGGGAGCUCAACUCUGGAAACUACCAAGCCAUUUAUGAAUCUACAUGAGUUAUGGCAGCAAAACCACGUUCACUUGCAGUUUACAGGAUUGCCAUUUCUUUGUAUUUUGAAGUUGAAACCAUGGCCACCACCUACAUGCAUGGGAAAUGAGCUGCUCCAAGUUGACAGAACUUCAGUUUCCCAUUUGCAAAUGGACAGAUCAAUUCUUAGCUUUCGGAGCAAGUUCUCCUUUGAUGCCUUUUGGAGUGUGCAGAUAAUGGGAGGUGUUCUGAAAUUGAAGGCUCAUGGUACUGCCGAACUGGGCGCUGUACUACUCUUGUUACUAUUGAAGGCUGGAGCAAUCCUAAAUAUUUCUGAUGAUCUGGGAAGAUUUCCUAUAGAGUUGGCUGCACUGCGGAGUGCAAGCAGGGAGAGUUGCUGCUGCCCUUGACCUUGUCAAUUUCAACCGUCAGAAACUGGGGUGUUGCUAGAGUAGUCUUUCAUGCAAAAUCUGAAAAUACAAAUCCAUUGGAUCUGAUGCACUGUGAUAGAAGAAGAGCUAUGAUCAAGUCACAGACAGAUCAGGCAUUCAGGGAGUAUGCCAUGGCAUUCAAGUGCUGUACUCUUGACUGGACACCAACUUACUAUCGCCAGGCAGCUCCUCACAUGCUAAUCAAGGAGUACAAGUAUACCCAUAAGCUGCAGGACCUUCCAACCAAACCAACUCAUUCUGUCGGCCAUGCAGGCACAUGGCAUGGAGCAGCCGCAGCCUCCUCCAUGUAAGGGACGGCCAGCGCUGCCUCCACCAACCCGCCCCCUUCCCGACAUGGAGCAGAGGCCUUCCGGAUCUCAUGGAGGCACCUCUGGCGGCGUGCGCCCUCCACUGCCAACGGCGGGUAACCCGGCGAAGAGCCGUCGUCGAACCUUCGUCGAACCUUCGUCGCGCCAGCUCCGCUGCCUAUUGCCAAUCCUUCCAACUCCGUCCUUCCGCGUCGCCAAGAAGUGCCCAACUCCAGCCUUCCUCGUCGCCAAGAAGUGCUCCACUCCGGCCUUCCUCGUCGCCAAGAAGUGCUCUUUCCCGGUGGUGCUCCUCGACACGACCCUCUCACGGCGACCUUCACGGAACCUGCAUCACCACCACCCGGUGCCACCACCUGCUAGGACACUCGCAGCACGUCAUCAUCACCAGCGAUGAUGGGAUACGAGGCCGCCGGUACCUCAGAGCCGAUGUUUGAUUGGACACCGGACUACUCUGCAAAUGAUCCACCGUACUACACAAAUCUCAUGACCCAGGAUGAGGAUGGCAAUUUGGAACUAUCUCAUGACCCAGGAUGAGGAUGGCAAUUUGGAACUAUCGGUGCAGCCGGAUGUCACUCCUAGUAGUGGUGGGAAAGGAGCAUCCAAGCGUGGCAGUAACUACAGUCAGGAAGAAGAUAUCUCCAGAAUCGACAGCAACUACAGUCCGGAUGAUACUGCUCUGAGUAUUGUAAUGCACUGAGUAUUGUUUACAGCUGAUGGCUGCAUAUCUCCAGAAUCCUUUUCUUAUUGUUUUUGUUUCAGUUUAAUAUUGCUUUUGGUCAUAUGAAAUCUUUAUUCAAUAAUUAAAUCUGUACAGAAGAUGAAUUCAAGUGUUCAUAAAAA